AUGGCCGAGCGGCGGCAGCCCCGGGUGCUUGGCGCUCAGCGGACGGUGUCGGAAGUGCUUGGCCCCAAGCCAGUUGACAUAUCAGACAUUCGCCUGCUAAUCGAUCGCUGCGUAGGCGGAGCAGUUGACAGUACACCCACGUUGGGGGAGCUGGAGCGUGUUCUUUCUUAUUUUGCGCGGCAUAACAGCGGGUACAUCAGGGCUGGUGUGGAUGACUUGCACAUUCUUGCGUCGGAAAUUUUAAAUAACAAUACCCGUGCGGUCAUGGUGUUUGGUGAGUUUGGCUCUAGCUUUGGUGAUGUUGAGAUGUACCUAAUCUCUGUUGUUGUGCAAUACAAUAUGUCAUUGGAGGCAAUAACGAUAAAUGCUGUGAAUGUGAGUGAUGAUGCCGUUUCUAUGCUUUGCGAAGCGCUGACCAAGUCCCGGGUUAGUUUCAUUGACCUUUCCAACACUCCCUUAGAGAGUGAAGCCGGUCACUCACUUGCAGCACUUGCACAUGUAAACCCGUACGUGCGGACGAUCAUUUUGGACGAUACACUUGUUGCUGAAGAGGUAUUAGACGAGAUUGAUGUAGCAUGUCAGUUCAAUCAGAGUAACUUUGAAGCCAACGGAGGCGUGGUUGAUCCAGGGGGGACCGCUGAAGUUGCGCGUAUUAGACAUAGAAUUCGAAGCAUAAUUAGGGCUAAACACAAGAAGAUUAUCUACUGUGUUCCACAUGUUUUGGGGACGUGUCCUGAUGGUGAUAUGUGCAUGUUUUCGCACACCCCGAUGACAUCUGGGGCUCCUGAUACCAAUGCCAACCUCCAUGAGCGAAUUGUGGACGUGUUUGCCGUAGGGGGAGGUUUAAACAAGUUACCGGCGCCUCCAAAAGCUGGUGCGUCGUGGAAGAACCCUGAGGAGCUGGGGGAACACACACUGCGUUUGAACCUAGAGAAGUGCCGGCCGGGGAAAGCGUCGAGGAAGGAGGUCAGUGAUGAUGGUGGGAUGUUGCGUAAGUCACUCAUGAUUACCGUGAUUCCUGUAGCAUUAGUUGCGGCGAGCGUGUGCGCUCUGCGGUUAUGGAAGCGCUAG
This is a messenger RNA of Trypanosoma brucei brucei TREU927, 1071 nucleotides long. RefSeq lists its product as hypothetical. The transcript has a single exon. The record is from RefSeq and is a predicted model, not a curated record. Lineage: Eukaryota; Euglenozoa; Kinetoplastea; Trypanosomatida; Trypanosomatidae. Gene Ontology annotation, molecular function: metal ion binding. Bases 1 to 1071 code for a protein of 356 amino acids.